Molecule: messenger RNA, 3698 nt
Organism: Cantharellus anzutake
Lineage: Eukaryota; Fungi; Basidiomycota; Agaricomycetes; Cantharellales; Hydnaceae
Product: mitochondrial protein Pet127-domain-containing protein
Exons: 14
Coding region: 403-3582 (1059 amino acids)
Biological process (GO): mitochondrial RNA 5'-end processing
Cellular component (GO): mitochondrial envelope; mitochondrion
Source: RefSeq, a predicted model, not a curated record
GAGGCGCUUCUUUCUCCAAAGACGCUUUGUUCAUUCCACGAGACGGAUUGUCUUAGCGGCAGAGACUGCGACCAAAGGAGAGGCAGAGCCGCAUCUAUCGCAAGAUCAGGCACAUACCCCUGAAGUCCGGCUUGAAGUUAUCCCACCCCACUGCGAGAUGUCGAAAAAACCAUCCUCUAGAGUACUUCUCGUUACAGCAUUGGAACAAUUAUAUCAUAACUUGUCCCUCACUAGCAAAAGAGCUCGUGCAACUGAUGCCCGACCUGCUCUCCACCAGUCACCCUUGUCUGUACCACUGCGGCUACCACCGCUUUUGCCUUCGCCACAGUCUCUUCUCUUGCUGACACCACCGCCACUCGUUCCGGUACCACUCAACCCACCCAUACUGUUGCCCCCCCGCUCAUGCUCUUGUCCCUACCGCCGCCACCUGAGCCUGCACCGACAAUUGAUGGGACACUGGCGCCCAGACUUACGACUGUACCUGCACCCGUACUUGGAUCUGGGCCUGGCCAUGCCCAAGUGCAUCAACUUGCAUUCCCACGUGCAACUCCCCAAAUAGAAGCAUCACCAGCACCUAUACUGUCAGAAUCGGUGCCGGCUCCAGAGCCGGCAGUGCUGCGUGCUGCGUCAACUCCAACCUUACCAUUUCACAAUAUUCGAUCUGCAGCCAUGAUGUCGGAGGAGGUUCCCCACUAUAUGCCGCAGAGAUGGAUUCUUAGAAUGAUUGCACUGCCUGGAAGAGUAGCUUUGUGUUUGCGUCGCGUUGUGAUAGCUAAUGUGCAAGCUCAAGUCACCUUGAGAAUUUGGCGAUCGCUGAGACACUUUAUCACCACUGAGCGGAAGUUUCAAUCUCGCGAACGGGAAUGCGUACAAAUACUUCUGGAGUGGACAAAAGUCCAAAGCGCUGGGAUCCAUCGCGUCUGGAAUUCUAUCGGGUCGUUAUUCCUUCUGACGUGGCAAAAAAUAGUUGAGCGGCCUUUCUGGGGCCCACUGGGACGAUUCGUUGUUUCGCUGUUUUCUGUCAAGCGAUCAUUUCUGGAUGUGGCUAAAUCCAUCAAAAAGAGUGCUUACCCUCCGCCUUCGCCUUCAGAUUCACCACCGCUCUCACCGAGGUUCCCUUCUCUUGCAAAACCUGCUCCAGCUCAGGUUGUGUCUGUGAUACGGAAGGCGGUCGAGCGAACAGGUGUCCGCGAAUUACCUGAACCAGAUGUACUGGCCAUUGCACGUCUCAGCGCCUUGCGUUCGGCCCCAUCGCUGAACAUUCCCUUGCCUCGUGUGCAUCAGGUCUCCCGCCCUCCGAAUGUCCGUCGCCUGAAAAAAGCUUUCCGGAAAACGGGAUCCACAAGGAAGGAGGAUGCAUUGGUUACUCUAGGGAUCAACACUUUGCAGUGCCCAGAGAUUGCAGUGCCUAGCACUGCUAAUGCUUCGGGAAGUCUGUAUCGAGCCGAUGAUGAGGAUUCGUAUCUGCAACUGUAUCCUGAACUUUCAGCAUCUGCACCUGGCACAGCAUUGGACGAUCUUGGGACGUUCUCUUCACUGUCGCCUCUCAAGACCAAAGAGGGACUGCCGAAAGAAGCCUGGCAGCGCGUCCGCCGCUGCAAGGAUUCUCUGAAUCGCCUUAUCACCAUGGUGCGCGGCCUCGAACUGCGCAAUGAAUCCGCGCUUCCUCCGAAUAUUCUGCAAGCCCUCUCUGUUCUCCAAUCAUUGAUCGGGCACGUUCAACAUCAAGCACUGGAUGCAAUAGUUCGGCAUGUUGUGUUCCAGGCGAUGAUGGGUCGUGUGCAACAUCUUGCCACUGCCGAUCGGAACGGCCACGGCAAUCUUGCAUCGGGUUUGUUCCUCCCUUUGUGGCAACUGCUGAAGCAUGACGCAGUGGCACUUAAAAAAAUGAUGGAGCCCGACACUAAACCUAACCAACCAUCUUUUAAAUCCGUGGAGCGCCAGCAGCUAACGCCACGCUCGGUCAAAACCACUUCUGCAGUGAAUUCCUUCUCAUCCUUCUCAGCGAAGUCACCCGCAGCGCAACUGAAACAUGUUCGGGAGAGGAUUUUUGGAGAAUUUACAUCACAGGAGGUUCUCAUUAAACCAAUUUCACGGAAUGAUGCAGAGCCUCCAAUCCCCCGACUGGCCCACCAGCUGGAUAGAGUAUUGUUCAACCCUGCCCCUUACAUGCUACAGGAUUUCAAGACGGGGGUGUACAACUUCGAUUCAUACCUCCAAACCAUACCUCCAGUCCAAGAUUUUAGUUUCGACAAGAUAUCAUCCUUCGUACCCAGCUCACAACAUACCGAAUUGCAACGGCUUGCUCACCAAUUAGGCAAAUCGUUCGUAGGAUCGACAUCGUCUCUCACCCCACUACUCUCUCACAUGUACUUCCUCUUGUCACGGAUGAAAUGGAUUAACACUACCCAGCUAAGCAGUAACUUUACAGAGAUGCUCCGAAGUUUCACUCCAGCGGCUACCAUGCCGGCAGGGGUCAUUAUUCAUCAUAAGGAUGGCGUAUACUCCACGGACUCCGAUAAUCUUCUGAGAAGCCCUGAAGCGGGCGACACAAGGAAUAUCCUGGCCAAGAUGGGAACGAUGCUUGAAUAUUUUCUUACGAGCUCGCCAGAUGAGUUCUCUCAGCUCGGACGCCAUAAAAGGACAGAUGACACAGUUAUCGUCCGUCGAAAUGCGUUUCAAUAUACGGAGACCAAUGGUUUUGUGAUGCGAUCUCAACUGGAUUGUCAUGAUCCCCGCCUGCCAGGGACGGGUGUUUUUGAUAUCAAGACUCGAGCUGUGGUGGCCAUUCGUUUGGAUCUUGCGAACUAUGAGGAAAAUUCAAGUUACCUUAUCAAGUCGAUGACAGGCCAAUACAGCAGCUUUGAACGAGAAUUAUACGAUCUUAUGAGAUCUGCCCUUCUGAAGUACAAUUUCCAGGCUCGCAUCGGUGCAAUGAGCGGAAUAUUCAUUGCGUAUCAUAAUACCUCUCAAAUCCAGGGCUUCCAAUACAUGUCCCUAGCUGAGAUGGAUCAACGGCUUUUUGGUCACCAUAGACGUGGAGAUAAUAUUUUCGCAAUGUGUGUGGGCCUGCUUGAACAUAUCAUGAAGGCGGUCCUGGAGAUUUUCCCCAAACAAUCAAAAAGAGUCUUAUUCGAAACACUACAAUCUGGUACCGUCACGAAUGUUUACAUCGAGCCUCUCGAGUGGGCAAACCAGGGACCACGUCCUGUCCACGAGCUCACUGUCCUGACCCGGGUUUAUUCUAACAACAGAUACGAUUCAACUCCGGACUUUGAUUCAUCCAAUUGGAAGAUCCAGUAUAUGAUUACUCAUUUCCAACCUUCUGUCUGGACAAGAAGAAAUUUCAGUAUGGCAAGGUCGAAGGCGCUUUCGAUUGGUCUUCCGCCUUCGGACCAUUCUGCUUCACCACAGUUCGAUGCCAAUGAUUCUUCGUCGCAGCCGUCAUCCAUCACUCCAAUGCCCCGCCCUCGGACUUCGCGGCCUCGAGGUAUUAUCCCGCAUCUGCGGCGAAUAGCUCAGAGGGAUCGUGCUUAUUUAGAAAAACUCAAGCAAGCCCCAGUACAGUCCCUCACACGUUAACAUCAUAGUAGAGAAUCCCUAAUCGUUGCGUUCAUACACUGUAGAGAGCAAACAUUCUGUUGCACGUAAAUUAAGCUAUUUAUGUAGAAAGCAUGCAUAUCCCUGUGUGUGGGCUU